Molecule: messenger RNA, 3401 nt
Organism: Dromiciops gliroides (monito del monte)
Lineage: Eukaryota; Metazoa; Chordata; Mammalia; Microbiotheria; Microbiotheriidae
Gene: NUFIP1
Product: nuclear FMR1 interacting protein 1
Exons: 10
Coding region: 79-1533 (484 amino acids)
Biological process (GO): box C/D snoRNP assembly
Cellular component (GO): nucleus
Molecular function (GO): RNA binding
Source: RefSeq, a predicted model, not a curated record
UUAGCCCAUGUGCUGCUUGCGGCUGGUGAGGUGACGAUCUUGCCUCGGUCUCCCUGGUGAGACCUACCUCCGGGUUUCAUGGACCCGUUCGGUUGGUACCCUCCACCCGGGCCGCCCCCGGUGGUAACGCUCCAGGGGUUUGAGUCUGAUCAGUCUGCGGACUGGACAUCGUGGGGGCUUCCUCCGCCGCCGCCGCCCCCACCGUCCAUUCCGCCGCCUCACCUCCCCCCUCCUCCCCUUCCCGCCUCCUCCGAGAACUCCUGGGACUUCCAGCCGGCCCGGGACUGGUCCUGGGCGCCGGCUCCGGGCUACGACGGCUACGACCCUCAGCAGAGACACUGGUACCAGCAGCCGGGCAGAAACUAUCAUUUCCCCAAGAAAAACCAUGACAGAUCAAAUAGAAAUUUCAAAAAUCAACAAAAUGGAAAACAGAAACAAAAGAAAAAUAAAGAACCAGUUUAUACCCAUUAUUGUGAUACUUGUGAUCGUGGCUUUAAAAACCAAGAAAAAUAUGAUGAGCACAUCUCUCAGCAUAGAACAUGCUCUGUCGAUGGCUGCAGUUUUAGUGCUCAUGAGAAGAUUGUUCAGAUUCACUGGAAAAAUAUGCAUGCUCCUGGUGCCAAGCGGAUAAAAUUAGAUACUCCAGAAGAGAUUGAAAAGUGGAGGGAAGAGAGAAGAAAAAACUUUCCAACGCGGGCCAAUAUUGAAAAGAAGAAAUUGUUACAAGAGGAGAAAGAGCAGAGAGGAGACGUAUUGACGACAACACAGUUUGGAAAGAUGCAGAGGAAGUGGAAACAGCCUCACAUCAAAGCAGCUGGGAAUCAGCAGCAUGGGAAGCACAGGAAGUGGCAGAAGUGGCAGAAGUGGCACGGUGGCCAGAAAACACCAGAGAUGGGUGAAAAUUUGGCUGAAGGCACGUCACCCACCGGCCCUCCAAGCUGUCCUCAAGCAGAGGAGCUGCGUGCGACCCAGACGGAGGCCUACCAGAAGGACGUGGAUCCUCUGGGAGUGCUGGCUGACAGUGAGGCAGAGUCCGACAAGGAGGAGAAGCCAGAACAUGUCGUCAUCCCCAAGGAAGUCACAUCAGCCCUGGGCUUACUGAUGACUAACUAUGGGAACAUAUCAGGGUCAGAGAGUGAGCCAGAGGAAACUUCCAUCAAGACAGGAGCAGACUUUCCAACAGAAAACCAGGUUAUCCUCAGUGAUGUCCCUCAGAAUCAAAGUCAGGAUACUGAGAAACAGGAAAGAAAAUCCCCUGUGACUAAGACUAAGAGCUUAAAGAAAAAUUGGGUGAGAAAAAACUGUAGAUAUAGAAGAAACCUUUACAGAAAGAAGCAAAUAUCUGAACCACAGAAAAGACGCCCACACCUCUUAGAGAUGCUUUUAGCACCGGACAUAAGACAUGAAAGAAAUGUGAUUUUGCAGUGUGUUCGAUACAUCAUCCAAAAUGACUUCUUUGGACUUAACUCCAAAGCAGAGCCACUAGGAAAAACAACUGAGAAUGGCCAGGUGUCUGAAGUUUCAGAAUCAUGACCACAUCUGUCCUGAAGUCUUGUUAGUGGCAUCUCAGAAGCCAGCUCUGCAAAGAGGGCCAGACAGAAGGGAGAACUUUUACUCUCAUUGAUAAAUCUCAUGUAAGAUAUGAUCUUGUACUCUCAGAGCGUUUCACUGGAGAUGCCAGCAGAUUCUUGGGUCUGUGCUUGUGCUGUCGGCAUUGUGUACAAGGUUUGCUGGAAGCUACUACUUACACUUUUCUACUUAUACUUUUGAUGCCCAGGAAAGUUCAGAGGCAUCCCACAGGUAGGAUUGUGGUAAUGGAGUUUAAAAUGUACAAUUCAGUUAAGCAGAGACCAAGAGGCAGGGGAUGGGGAGGGAGGGUGGAAAAAUUGUUUGCACACUGAAGGAACAAGGUUUUUUGGCUUUUAAUGAGGAGGAAAGAAAAAAAAUAAUGGGGUUAAAUUAGGACUGUUAAAAGGGUCUUCAAAUUGACCUGUUUUAGUCCCAAGCACCUAUGUUCAAAUCUAGCUGUGCUCAACCAAAUGUUGCACUUGGGAAAUACUUGUGUAGACAUGCUCUCAAUUUAUACUGUAGAUUCAACGGAAGUGUCCUUUGCUAUAGUUCAAGUUUGGACCAUUGUUUUUUUCUAGUGAAAAAGCAUGUAAAAUUUAAUAUUCAAUGAGGUUCAACUCAUUUUAUAGCAAAAGCAGUGUCGAUGAAAUAAUGUAAGCUUAGGUCCUAAGUUUCAAUUAGUUCAUCAUAAAGAUAAUAAUUUAUCCUUAUUUUUAAGAAAUUAGUCUUUUCUGAAUAAAGCCAAUGAGGUCUCUUGCCUCUGCAAAUAACAGGGAUUUUUGUUUGUGUCCUUUUCAUUUUGUAUCACAUUUACACAUUAUAUGUGACUUUGCACUUUAGUAACCGGGUUUCAGAGAACCAAUCUGUUGCACUUCUCCUGGUCUUUUUUCAAUCCUCAUUGAUGUUGGCCCCACCACAGCCUUUGAUACUGUCGAUCAUCUUCUCAUUGAGACUUUUCUUUUUCUAGGUUUUUCUAGGUUCUCUCUUUGACCACUCCUUGUCUGUAUCUUCAUUGAGGUCAUCCCCUAACUGUGAGUGACCCCUCCAAAGCUCUGGCCUGGGAUUGCUUCUCUUCUCCUUUUAUAAUAUUUUGCUUGGUGAUCUCAUUGGCUCUUGUGGAUGUAAUGAUUCUCUCUAUGCCAGUCAUUCUGAGAUCUAUUUAUCUAAAGCUUCUCCAGCUGUGAUUGUGACCACAUAUGGGGGUCAUACAACUGAAUGUGGGGGUAGCAAAAAAUUUGGCGAUAGUAAAAGGUUAUGUAUACCUAUUUUAUAUACCUACAUACCCAGGGGUGUGUAAAAAUUUCUCAGGUGGAAAAAGUUUAAGAAGCCCUUAUCUAGAUCGACCCUCUGUCCAGACCUCCAAUCUCAUAUCACCAAGGGUCUAUAGCACAUCUCUAACUGGAUGUCCCAUAGUAAUUUUAGACUCAACAUAUCCAAAACAGAGCUCAUUACCUUUCUCUGAAAGCCCUUCCCUCUUCCUAACUUCUCUUUUACUGUUGAGAUUAUAGCCAUCCUCUCUGUCAUCCAGGCUUACAACCUAGGUGUGUCCUCUUCGACUCCUUACUCUCCCUUAUUCCCCAUAUUGGGCCUGUUCCCAAGCCCUUUUGAGUCUGUCUUUACAACAUCUUUCAAUAUUACCUUCACUGCAUCUCUUGUUUAAGUGUCCUAUGUCUUCUAACAUUGUCUCUACUCUGGUACAUGCCCAUAUCAUCUCAUACCUGGACUGUUGCUGAAACCUGCUGGUGGGUCUUCUGCCCAAAGUCUCUCCUCAAUCUUAAGUUUCUCCUUCACUCAACUUUCAAUGUAAUCUUCUUCUUCUUUUUUUUUUUUUU